This is a messenger RNA of Anthostomella pinea, 195 nucleotides long. The record is from the annotation of a GenBank genome assembly. NCBI's taxonomy places the organism in Eukaryota, Fungi, Ascomycota, Sordariomycetes, Xylariales, Xylariaceae.
AUGGCGACGGCGAGGAUCACCCCCACAGAUACCGCGGCUUUGAAUGAAGGGCCCGACGGGUCCAAGGCUGACUGGGAUACGCGGGAAAAGGUCGCCACUACCGAGGAAACCAUCAACGGCGUAGACGUCGAGGAACCCGAGAUUGUUUCUAAUGGCGACCAAUACUACGGCGGGGAGGAGGCCCUCCCACCCUGA